CUCCAGCCCGAUAGGUGGUGAUAAUGUGCCCGAACGCUGGUUGCCAAUCACCACUCAAAUCAAACAACAACAACAGGAAGGCGACACGAACGCAAUCGUGACAGAAAGCAAGCGGAGAUGCAGCGAGAAAAGACAAACAACUCAGGCGGGGCUGAAAAGCCUGACCGGGAGGCCGCCAUUAUGUCCAAAUACUACGAUGGAGUUGAAUUCCCUUUCUGUGACGAGUUCUCCAAAUAUGAAAAACUAGCAAAAAUAGGACAAGGGACAUUUGGGGAGGUGUUCAAAGCGAAACACAGGCAGACUGGAAAGAAGGUUGCACUGAAGAAAGUAUUAAUGGAAAAUGAGAAGGAAGGGUUCCCAAUCACUGCUCUGAGAGAGAUAAAGAUCCUGCAGCUGCUAAAACAUGAGAAUGUGGUGAAUCUGAUUGAGAUCUGCAGAACCAAAGCUACCCAGUUUAACCGCUACAAAGGCAGCAUCUACCUGGUGUUUGACUUCUGUGAGCACGACCUGGCCGGGCUGCUUAGCAACACGAAUGUAAAGUUCACCCUGUCAGAGAUCAAGAAGGUCAUGCAAAUGUUGCUCAACGGAUUGUACUACAUCCACAGAAACAAGAUCCUUCACAGAGACAUGAAGGCGGCCAAUGUGCUCAUCACCAGGGAUGGCGUCCUGAAACUGGCUGACUUCGGUUUGGCUCGAGCGUUCAGCCUAGCAAAAAACAGCCAAGGGAACCGCUACACCAACCGUGUGGUAACACUGUGGUACAGACCUCCAGAGCUGCUGCUCGGUGAGCGAGACUAUGGCCCCCCAAUUGACUUGUGGGGAGCAGGCUGCAUCAUGGCAGAGAUGUGGACAAGAAGUCCCAUCAUGCAAGGGAACACCGAGCAGCACCAGCUCACUCUCAUCAGCCAGCUGUGCGGCUCCAUCACUGCAGAGGUGUGGCCAGGUGUUGACAAGAAGUACGAGCUGUACCAGAAAAUGGAGCUGCCUAAAGGUCAAAAGAGGAAAGUGAAGGAUCGUCUCAAGGCUUAUGUCAAAGACCCCUAUGCUCUGGACCUGAUCGACAAGCUGCUUGUCCUGGACCCGGCCCAGCGUACAGACAGUGAUGACGCACUCAACCAUGACUUCUUUUGGUCUGACCCAAUGCCGUCGGACCUGAAGAACAUGCUGUCGACACACAACACCUCCAUGUUUGAAUAUCUGGCUCCUCCCCGGAGGAGAGGCCACAUGCCCCAACAACCGCCCAACCAGAACAGAAAUCCUGCCACCACCAGUCAGACUGAGUUUGAGCGAGUGUUUUAGACAAGAAAUACAGUUUUUACGAAGGCGCACAACUUGCUGAAUGUUUGCUUUGGAAACACGGGACAAAUGGCAUCAUUGUAAGGGAAACUUCGCAGUCGUUGAUCGUGUCCAGGUUUGUCGCAUGAUCACUUCAUGGGAAGGCUGCGCUCAGGUAAUUGUGACUGGUGUUGAGAGUCCGCCCGUAAAGGUUUACAAGUGAAGACCGAAGACCGAUACUUUUCCACUCAUCGUUUGGAACACCUUCAAUGGAACAAUGGCCAUGUUGGAGUUUUAUUGUUAAAGCUGAAUGUCUGGAUUUAUUAUUAUUAUUAUUAUUAUUUUUUUUUUUUUUUAAUUAAUACACUUUUGUCUCUUUUUAAACACGGGUAGUGUUUUGAGGGAUUUAAAAAGUGGAGAAUCACACUCCACUUUUGGGCAACUGCGGUGUACACCGAAUGCAGAUUUGGAUCGUGAAGGGCUGAGCUCAAUCACUGUACAGAAAAGUUCUAUUUUGAAUAAACGCAAAACCCUGCAA
Messenger RNA from Phyllopteryx taeniolatus (common seadragon), 1813 nucleotides. RefSeq names its product cyclin-dependent kinase 9 (CDC2-related kinase) (gene cdk9). The record is from RefSeq and is a predicted model, not a curated record. Gene Ontology annotation, molecular function: cyclin-dependent protein serine/threonine kinase activity; ATP binding. Lineage: Eukaryota; Metazoa; Chordata; Actinopteri; Syngnathiformes; Syngnathidae. Gene Ontology annotation, cellular component: nucleus. Gene Ontology annotation, biological process: protein phosphorylation. The coding region runs from base 118 to 1299 and encodes 393 amino acids. The transcript has 8 exons.